Molecule: messenger RNA, 1032 nt
Organism: Phaethon lepturus (White-tailed tropicbird)
Lineage: Eukaryota; Metazoa; Chordata; Aves; Phaethontiformes; Phaethontidae
Gene: DMC1
Product: DNA meiotic recombinase 1
Exons: 13
Coding region: 1-1032 (343 amino acids)
Biological process (GO): DNA repair; reciprocal meiotic recombination; chromosome organization involved in meiotic cell cycle
Cellular component (GO): nucleus; condensed nuclear chromosome
Molecular function (GO): single-stranded DNA binding; double-stranded DNA binding; ATP hydrolysis activity
Source: RefSeq, a predicted model, not a curated record
AUGAUGAAGGCCAUGGAGGAUCAAGUAGUCCAAGAAGAACCGGGAUACCAGGAUGAUGAGGAAUCCUUUUUUCAGGAUAUUGACCUGCUACAGAAGCAUGGAAUUAACGUAGCAGAUAUUAAAAAAUUGAAGUCAGUUGGGAUCUGCACGAUCAAAGGAAUCCAGAUGACCACAAGACGGGCUCUGUGCAAUGUAAAAGGGCUUUCAGAGGCCAAAGUGGACAAGAUUAAAGAAGCUGCAAACAAGCUUAUUGAACCAGGCUUCCUGACUGCCUUUGAGUACAGUGAAAAACGGAAGAUGGUAUUUCAUAUUACUACUGGCAGCCAGGAAUUUGAUAAACUUCUGGGUGGUGGGAUUGAAAGCAUGGCAAUCACUGAGGCCUUUGGAGAGUUCCGGACAGGCAAAACACAGCUAUCUCACACCCUUUGUGUGACGGCUCAGCUUCCAGGACCAAAUGGCUACACAGGUGGAAAGAUUAUCUUCAUUGAUACUGAAAACACUUUCCGACCAGACCGUCUUCGUGACAUUGCUGAUCGUUUCAACGUUGACCACGAUGCAGUACUUGACAAUGUGCUGUACGCACGUGCAUAUACGAGUGAACAUCAGAUGGAAUUGCUUGACUAUGUAGCAGCCAAGUUCCAUGAGGAAGCUGGUAUCUUCAAGCUAUUGAUCAUUGACUCCAUAAUGGCACUUUUCCGAGUGGAUUUCAGUGGUCGUGGAGAGUUGGCUGAACGACAACAGAAACUUGCUCAGAUGCUGUCAAGGCUCCAAAAAAUAUCAGAAGAAUAUAAUGUGGCUGUGUUUGUGACCAACCAGAUGACUGCUGAUCCAGGAGCAACUAUGACCUUUCAGGCGGACCCAAAAAAGCCCAUUGGGGGCCACAUCCUUGCUCACGCUUCAACUACCAGGAUUAGUUUGAGGAAAGGGAGAGGGGAGCUGCGUAUUGCAAAGAUAUACGACAGCCCUGAGAUGCCUGAAAAUGAAGCCACAUUUGCAAUAACUACUGGAGGGAUUGGGGAUGCCAAAGAAUAG